AUGCCCUCCUUCGACGAGGCGCUGCAGAGGGCGGGCGAGUUCGGGCGCUUCCAGCGGCGCGUGUUCCUGCUGCUAUGCCUGACGGGCGUCACCUUCGCCUUCCUCUUCGUCGGCGUGGUCUUCCUGGGCAGCCGGCCCGACCACUACUGGUGCCGCGGGCCGAGCGCCGCGGCGCUGGCCGAGCGCUGCGGCUGGAGCCCGGAGGAGGAGUGGAACCGCACGGCGCCCGAGCGCCGCGGCGACGGCCGCUGCCAGCGCUACCUCCUGGAGGCGGCCAACGCCAGCGCCGCCACCCACGCGGGCGCGCUCAGCUGCGCCGACCCGCUCGCCGCCUUCCCCAACCGCUCGGCGCCCCUCGUGCCGUGCCGCGGCGGCUGGCGCUACGCCCAGGCCCACUCCACCAUCGUCAGCGAGUUUGACCUUGUCUGUGUCAACGCGUGGAUGCUGGACCUCACUCAAGCCAUCCUGAACCUUGGCUUCCUGGCCGGAGCGUUCACCCUGGGCUACGCAGCGGACAGGUACGGUAGAAGAGUCACUUACUUAAUAUCCUGCCUCGGCGUUGGCAUCACCGGCGUGGUGGUGGCGUUUGCACCGAACUUCCCUGUGUUUGUGGUCUUCCGCUUCCUGCAGGGUGUGUUUGGAAAGGGGACGUGGAUGACCUGCUACGUGAUUGUGACCGAAAUAGUAGGAUCCAAGCAGAGGAGGAUUGUGGGAAUCGUGAUUCAAAUGUUCUUCACCCUCGGAAUCAUAAUCCUCCCUGGAGUCGCCUACUUCAUCCCCAGCUGGCAGGGGAUCCAGCUAGCCAUAACGCUGCCCAACUUCCUCUUCCUCCUGUAUUACUGGGUGGUUCCCGAAUCUCCCCGCUGGCUGAUCACUCGGAAGGAGGGAGAUAAAGCAUUGAAGAUUCUCAGGAAGAUUGCUAAAUGCAACGGGAAGUACCUCUCGCCCAAUUACUCGGAGAUCACUGUUACAGAUGAGGAGGUUAGUAAUCCAUCCUUUUUAGAUCUGGUGAGAACUCCCCAAAUGAGGAAGUGCACCCUUAUACUUAUGUUUGCUUGGUUCACCAGUGCGGUGGUGUACCAAGGACUUGUCAUGCGCCUGGGGAUCAUCGGAGGCAACCUCUAUAUAGACUUCUUCAUCUCCGGAGUCGUGGAGCUGCCGGGAGCGCUCUUGAUCUUGCUGACCAUCGAGCGCCUUGGACGUCGCAUCCCCUUUGCGGCCAGCAAUAUGAUGGCAGGGGUGGCGUGCCUGGUCACUGCGUUCUUACCAGAAGGGGUACCGUGGUUGAGGACCACAGUCGCUACCCUGGGAAGACUAGGCAUAACCAUGGCCUUUGAAAUCGUCUAUUUGGUAAAUUCAGAACUGUACCCAACAACAUUACGGAACUUUGGGGUCUCGCUGUGUUCGGGUUUGUGUGAUUUUGGGGGCAUCAUUGCCCCGUUCCUCCUCUUCCGGCUGGCGGCCGUGUGGCUGGAGCUCCCGCUGAUCAUCUUUGGUGUCCUGGCGUCUGUCUGUGGUGGCCUCGUGAUGCUUCUUCCGGAAACCAAGGGAAUCGCCCUGCCGGAGACAGUGGACGACGUAGAGAACCUUGGCAGCCCACACUCCUUCCAGUGUCGCCGGAAAAAGAAAAGCCAGGUGUGCAGCUCUCACCUCUGA
This is a messenger RNA of Lepus europaeus (European hare), 1656 nucleotides long. RefSeq names its product solute carrier family 22 member 3 (gene SLC22A3). The record is from RefSeq and is a predicted model, not a curated record. Gene Ontology annotation, biological process: transmembrane transport. NCBI's taxonomy places the organism in Eukaryota, Metazoa, Chordata, Mammalia, Lagomorpha, Leporidae. Gene Ontology annotation, molecular function: transmembrane transporter activity. Gene Ontology annotation, cellular component: membrane. The transcript is spliced from 11 exons. The coding region runs from base 1 to 1656 and encodes 551 amino acids.